This is a messenger RNA of Parathielavia appendiculata, 878 nucleotides long. RefSeq lists its product as uncharacterized. NCBI's taxonomy places the organism in Eukaryota, Fungi, Ascomycota, Sordariomycetes, Sordariales, Chaetomiaceae. The transcript has a single exon. Bases 220 to 825 code for a protein of 201 amino acids. The record is from RefSeq and is a predicted model, not a curated record.
UUCGAUGUGGCCUUGAAAUACUCAUGUGCCAGUAGUAUGUAGUACUAGUCCCCACGGAGUCUUUUUGCUACUCUGUGAACACGCUCAAUUAACAACCUGCACAUCCCACCACACUUUUAGAAGAUCCAUUGGCGACCUCCAGCCCCAAUCUUCGAUUCUCUGCCACCCGGUCAUCGCCCGACUGACUGAGCUGAGAAAGCUGGCCCAUCAUCGAAUUCCAUGGCAGACACCACAGAGACCAGGGCCAAGGACCACCAGGCGCCUGCCAACCCCAGCAAUAUAACCGCCUCGGACGUGCUACCGAGUCCAACACCAAGCGACUUGUCAUCAGCCCAUCAACUGGUAUGUUCGAGACAGGUCCAAUAUCGCCGAUCUUGGCAUCAGAAGGCCCAACAAUGCAGCGCAGCCCCGACUCGACGGCAGCAGGGCACAGUGAUUGUUGAGUCACCCCCCAUGUCGUACAUACAGCGCGAAUCCGGUUACGUCAUCUUGUUGUCCAACUUGAACUUUACUUGUGGUACAACCCCCGUUGCGCAUGAGAUCAGAAAGCUGUGGUCUCCGGACUUCGGGCGGCUGGCCCUGAUCGCCUACGCCGGCCCAGUGCGACAGGCUACGCAUCUCGGAAGAGCGAGUACACGCUCGACGAGGCACAAUCUGUGCAGACCGUGUAAUUGUGUGAGAGUGGCACUUUCCACUACACCUUCUAUACGCGAUGAUGGCGAUCCAUUGCAAUUGCAACCCAACUCGAUUGCCCCAGCCCGAGUUGAUUGCCUCUUGAAACCCUCCGGCGGCUGUCAGACCGAACGUUCCGACAUCCCACUGUAGAUCCAUCAGUUCGGGCGCGUCGCACCCCUUGUGGAUCGCUUUCAUUAGCUGAU